Molecule: messenger RNA, 3994 nt
Organism: Polychytrium aggregatum
Lineage: Eukaryota; Fungi; Chytridiomycota; Chytridiomycetes; Polychytriales
Product: antiviral helicase
Exons: 25
Coding region: 98-3994 (1298 amino acids)
Biological process (GO): nuclear-transcribed mRNA catabolic process, 3'-5' exonucleolytic nonsense-mediated decay
Cellular component (GO): Ski complex
Molecular function (GO): RNA binding; RNA helicase activity; ATP binding
Source: RefSeq, a predicted model, not a curated record
AUCGACUCAUCGACUCAUCGACUCGUCUGCCCUAUCGAUCUCAUCGACUUGGCUGUCCGUCUGAGAACUCGAUCCGUCGCCGGCCUCCAUCAAUUCAAUGGCUGCACCAAUCUUUGACGAGCUCAAGCGUCUCGAGGCCAAAGCCCUUGUCCCGCCUCCAGACUCGGCUGCCGAGCCACCCUUUGAUCUGCUCGAUGUCGGCAACGCCGGCCAGGCGCUCCUCUUCAGAUCGGUUCCUCCGGGAUCUGAUCCGCUCCAGGCUUUGCGUGCCAGUAUUUCCACAGCGCUACCCCACGGCCUGGCCAGCUCCUCGAGCGAUGACUACAAGGCCGAUCUGGAAAGCCGAUAUCUUCGACCCAGAACGACAUUUGCUCACCAGCAACUGGAUCACUGCCAGAGACUCUUUCAGCGCGAUGUCGAUCUUGCGUCGUUGAUCCAACCCGACCUCACUCUGUCGAGGUCCAAGUAUGAUCUGCACAGAUCCAUCUUGACUGGCGACAUCAAUCUCGACGGUUUUACCGAGACGAUAUACUGUGAUUCGAGCUUGACAGCCCAGAACUCCACUUCCAUGAACCGCGCACCUUCGGCGUAUAGCAGUUUUGUUCGAGGCAGCACUUCUCAUAUUCCCUUUACGCCCGGUGGUCUCGACACUCCCCGGUCUGCCAGCGGCAAUGUCGAUGUCGAUGUCGAUGUCGAUGUCGAUGUCGAGGACGGAGUACCAGACCUGUUUGCGGAGCUCAGAGUCGCUCCCCCUGGCCUUGAGCGUGGUCUGCAUUUCGAUGACCAUAUUGCCGGCUCCAAUCAGCUCGACAUCGACGCUAUCGAUAUCCAGGAUAUACUUGGAGCACCUGGACGAGUGGUCCGCGUGUCCAACAAGACCGCUUCAGCUCUGGACGGACAAACCGCAGACGCAGAUCAGAGCGGCUCCCAAUCUCAAGAGGUGGACCAGAUUCUUGGCGAUGAGCUAAACACCAUCAUCAAGGUCGCCCAAGCAAAGACCCUCGAGGCCCAGCGGGAGUGGGCACAUAUCGUAGACAUCAACGAGGGCUUCCCCAACUUUUACGAGCUCGUGCCUGACCUCGCGUAUCCGUUCCCGUUCGAGCUCGAUGUCUUCCAGAAGCAGGCUGUAUAUCAUCUCGAGAAGGGCGACUCGGUGUUUGUCGCAGCCCACACUUCUGCUGGCAAGACUGUGGUGGCCGAGUAUGCGAUAGCCUUGGCCCAGAAGCACAUGACCAAGGCCAUCUACACUUCUCCCAUCAAGGCCUUGUCGAAUCAAAAGUUCCGCGACUUCAAGCGCACCUACGACGACGUGGGCAUCCUCACGGGCGACGUGCAGAUUCGCCCCGAGGCCUCCUGUCUCGUCAUGACCACCGAGAUUCUUAGGAGCAUGCUAUAUCGCGGUGCCGACAUCAUCCGUGAUGUUGAGUUUGUCAUUUUUGAUGAAGUACACUAUGUCAACGACAUUGAGCGCGGCGUGGUUUGGGAGGAAGUCAUCAUCAUGCUUCCAGAUCACAUCACCCUCAUUCUACUGUCAGCCACCGUGCCGAAUACCAAAGAGUUUGCCGACUGGGUUGGGCGCACCAAAAAGAAGAACAUCUAUGUUAUCUCGACACUCAAGCGACCAGUUCCGCUCGAGCAUUACCUCUAUGUCGAGAAGGAGAUCUACAAGAUCGUGGAUUCCCAGAAGAAGUUCCUCUCUGCCGGCUACAAGGCCGCUGGAGAGGCGCUUGCAGGACCCGUCAAAAUCCCAGUCGUCAAAAUGGAUCCACGCGCAGCCGCCCGCGGGGGUUCAGUUUCCGAACGAGGCGGACCCGGUGGUCGUGGCGGAGCCAAUCGCGGAGGCUCCAGUGCCCGCGGCAACAGGGGGCGUGGUGGAUCGUCUGGAGGCCGUGGCGGGCACCAAGGACAGUACCAUCAGGGCCCGAACGCCAAUGUGUCGAGUGACAAGAACACGUACAUCCAACUCAUCUCGAUGCUGAAGAAGAAGACGUAUCUGCCUGCCAUCAUCUUCACCUUCUCCAAGAAAAAGUGUGAGGAGUACGCAGCCGGUCUGAACAACGUUGACCUGACCACUGGUGCAGCUGAAAAGUCCGAGAUCCAUCUAAUGAUCGAAAAGAGCUUGACGAGACUCAAAGGAACCGACAAAGAGCUCCCACAGAUCCUCCGUGUGCGCGAUCUGCUCUCGCGCGGCAUUGCUGUCCAUCACAGCGGUCUUCUCCCGAUUUUAAAGGAGGUUGUCGAGAUUCUGUUCACCAAAGGGUUGGUCAAGAUCCUGUUUGCCACAGAGACAUUUGCAAUGGGUGUCAAUGCUCCUGCUCGCGCCGUUGUGUUCUCCGGGAUUCGCAAGCAUGACGGGCAGUCCUUCAGAAAUCUGCUGCCGGGCGAAUACACCCAGAUGUCGGGCCGUGCCGGUCGACGUGGUUUGGAUGAUACAGGCGUGGUCAUCCUCCUUGCCAAUGACGAACUCCCCGAGCAAGGUAUCCUCACCCAAAUGCUCCUCGGAACCCCGACCAAGCUUGCAUCCCAGUUCCGACUGACCUACAACAUGAUCCUUAGUCUCUUGCGAGUUGAGGCCCUGAGGAUCGAAGACAUGAUCAAGCGCUCGUUUUCCGAAAACAGCACCCAAAAGAUGCUGCCGGACCAGCAGCGCCAGCAUGAGGAGACGGCACUUGCCCUCAAGUCCUCCAAGAAGCUGAGCUGCUCCGUUUGCGAUCCAGAUAUAUCAAAGUAUUACGACCUCUCCUACAGAAUCCUGCUCCUGACGUACUCUCUCCGUGAAAAGAUACACGGCUCUCCGUACGGCGCCCGAGCGCUGACCACCGGUCGAGUCGUCGUGGUGGACAACAGCUUCUACCGUGGUGCUCUGGCCGUGGUGCUGCGCUCCGGUGCUCUUGUCCCCAACGGACGGACCAACGACAAGACCUACACCGUCGCCAUCAUAUCCGAGAAGCGAAGCGGUGCUGGUUUUGCUAGCGAAGAGGCUGCACCGCUUCCGCUGACCAAGAUAAGCGUCCCGAGCGCCAGCGCUCUUGCGACUGAGAUCAUAUCGGUCUCGUACACUGAGAUCCUGUUGAUCAGCACCAUGCAGAUCAAGGUCGACGCAAAUGAGCUCCUUGAGCACCAGGACCCAGCCGAGAUCGCACUUACAGGGCAAAAGCUGCUCAAGGUUGCCGAGAUCACCUCGGAAGGCACCGGGCUCGUUGAACACGACUGGAGCAAGAUUCGCGAUCUGGAGUUCCAGGAGCAGCUCCGAGAAAAGAAUGGGCUUGUCAAGCAGCUUCAGACGUUCCGAUGCACAGCCUGCCCCAGCCUCAGCGAACAUUAUGCCAUCGUCCAUGUCCAAAAGUCGCUGCAGCGCAAGGUCUCCGAGCUGGCGUACAACAUGUCCGAGCAAAACUUGGAUUUGCUUCCGGACUACCACCAGCGCCUCGAGGUCCUCAAGGUCCUUAACUUUGUCGACGAGAACUCGACGGUCCAGCUCAAGGGCCGUGUGGCGUGCGAGAUCAACACGGCCGACGAGCUCCUGUUGACCGAAUUGAUCUUCGAGAACGUCCUUGCUGAAUACGAGCCGGCCGAGAUCGUCGCACUGCUGUCGUGCUUUGUCUUCCAAGAAAAGUCCCAGAGCGAACCGGUGCUGACGCCGCGCCUGGAAGAGGGCGUGGCCAAGAUCCAGGCGAUGGCCAUGCGGGUCGGCGAGAUUCAGUUCCAGAGCGGGCUGCAGAUUCGCGGCGAAGACGUCGUGGGCAGUCUCAAGUUUGGCCUUGUCGAGGUUGUGUACGAGUGGGCCAUGGGCAUGUCCUUCAAGCAGAUCACCGACCUCACAGAUGUGCUCGAAGGCUCGAUUGUCCGCUGUAUUGUGCGCCUUGACGAAACGUGCCGCGAAGUCCGCGGGGCUGCCCGACUCAUCGGCGACGCUGGGCUCUUCCACAAGAUGGAAGCGGCGUCGGAACUGAUCAAGCGCGAUAUUGUAUUUGCUGCCAGUUUGUAUUUCUGA